AUGCAAAAAGGAAGGGACAUGAAGCACACAGGAGUUUAUCGCGUGAGCGGCAAUAUCGGAGAUUUGCAGCUGGAACUGAAGCUCCGUCACAUCAGCGAAUGGCUGCCGGUGCCGAAAUUCGAGUAUGUGGGAGCCCAGGCGGCCAACGGACAUGGGCAGGGCCAUUAUCCCGGAUCGGAGGAGGAUUUCUGGCAGGACUGCUUCAUCCACGUGCCCCAGGGCGAUGAUUCGUACGGCGGAAAGAAUCGCCUGGGCUACUACUGCAGUUACUAUAAUGUGGGUUAUGCUGGAAAUGCUGGUCAGAUGGUGAGGCGACGCAGGAGUCCCUCAACCGAGGGACAGGAGGAGGAGGCGGCGGAGGAGGAGGAGGAGGAGGAGGGAGUGGAGGAAGUAGAGGUCCCAAGCCCCUCUGGCGGCGACCGCUUCUAUGAGAGAAACAAGGAGCUGUGCAGCGGGGCCAUCGCCACAUUGCGCAUCUCCUGGCAGCAGAAGCACUUCAGCCAGGCGGAACUGGAGCGCCACCUCCACGAUCCCGGUGGCUGCGCCUCGAAGCUCCAGCGACGCUACCACAACUGGGCCCUGGAAGCCCACGAGCUGCAGCUGCAGCAGAAUCAGCUCGAGGAUGGGGAUCCCGAACCCAUUAGAGUUCGCCGCCGGAUGCGGAAGUCGAAGCGCCGGCCGAGAAACUGCUCUGCCUUGGCCAACUGGACGGGCAACGGGCUGUCCUCGGCCAACAUGUCGGAUGUCUCGCUGCUCGACGAUCCCGACUUUGCGGCCCGCACCUGCCUCAUCCACACCCUGGUCGAUGGCGAUGCGGAGGAUGUGCUGCCCGCCGAGGCGGAGGAGCUGCAUCGGCAGGGCCUUCAGCUGAUGUACAUCUAUGCGGAUCUGCAGCAGGACACUCUGCUGGUCAGCCUGCGCUACGAUCCCGCCGAGGGUCUGCUCUACGUGUACCCCGACUUUAGCGGCAGUGCCCAGGAUCUGGACUAUGUGGUGCAGAUCGAGCGGGACAACGACUGCCGGCAGCUGUACGCCUUUGGCUUCGAGAAUGCCACGCCCCUGGUGAAGCUAAACGAAGGCGGCGGGAGUAUUCCGGAGGAGGAUCCUGAUCCUGAUCCUUAUCCCGAUUCUGAUCUCCCCGAAGAAGCCACGGCCUUGGAGAUCCUGGACUACUACCACCGCCGGCGGGCGGCGGCCAGCGAGCGGCGCAGUCUGCUGCAGUUCGAGAUGCCGCCGAAGCGGAUGAGGCGGAUCUGCCUGCUGCUGGAACUGCAGGAGGCCCAGCACUUCGAGUACCCCAACAUCCAUGUGCGCUACUAUCUGAGGCCGCCGGCGAAUACGAUCCAUGAGGGAUCGGACCUGCAGGGAGCCACGGCCACGUGCCGGAAUGCCGGCGACUUGAGGCUGGCCCGACUGGGUCACUGCUGGCAGGUGGAGCUGCUCUGCGAGGAGCAACACCGGCCGGAAGAUUUGCUGCACCUGUACUUCGAGGUCAUCAGCAUCGACGGCUGGCAGCGGGAGCGCUGCGAGGGCUAUGCCCACUAUGCCCUCUCGCUGACCUCCGCCUUGGCCAGGGACUCCGUUCGGCUGCAGUGCAUCCGGCCGGUGGGCAACUGGCUGGAUGCCCUCAAUCGCUACUUCAUCGGCGGCCGUCGCCUCUUCGACUUCGAGGCCUAUUUCGAUGUCCACCGCCAGUCGGAAGUGCACAGCCGCAUGGAUGCGAGGAAGGAGCGGGGUAUGACCACCACGGGAUCCCUGCUGCUCCGGCUGCAGAAGCUGCAGCAGCGGCAGGUGGACACCGCCGGCCAGCUGCACCACUUCCAUCUGGACCUCGGGGCGAACGGCGAGAGCAGCGAUGGCGACAGCGAUGAUGAGGCCAAGUCCGGCUCGAAGGCGGACACAUCCAGGGCCACCACCUUGGACGAGGUGAUGGCCGCCUUCGUGGAGGCCAGGGAGCGGAUCGAGCUGCUGCUGGGAGCCGCCAGUUGA
Molecule: messenger RNA, 1989 nt
Organism: Drosophila takahashii
Lineage: Eukaryota; Metazoa; Arthropoda; Insecta; Diptera; Drosophilidae
Gene: Mks1
Product: Meckel syndrome, type 1
Biological process (GO): cilium assembly
Cellular component (GO): MKS complex
Source: RefSeq, a predicted model, not a curated record